GAUCUUUUCUCAAAUCUUGAUUUUUCUCAUCGGUUUUUCUUACCUAUCUGCCUAUCUGCGAAGAAGAAUGGUGUAUAAUAGAUUUUGAUGGCUCAGUAAGCUGCUACAAACCAAAGCUACUUACAUUAUUUUUGUGUUUCUAAACAACUAUUUCCGCAUUUACAUGAUAUAAAAUAAACGUCGUGCAAUUUCAUGUUCGAGUUGUAUCUAAAUAACUGAAAGAAGAUAAGAGAAAGGUUAAAAAAAAUAUGACAUCUCAUUGUAUAAUAGACUCUGUGAGCAAUUCGCAAGAUUUUACAUUGCAACUCUCUGACAGCUCUGCUAAUGAAGAUACAACUAAUCUUGGAGCAAGAAAGAAUAAAACUGAUGUAAUUGUGAUCAGUGAUUCUAAUAGCAGUAGCAGUAGUUUUUCAUUUUCCUAUGUUAGGAGAUUGAAACAUUUUCCGGUUGAUACAAAUACAAUAAAACAAAACUAUCAACUAAAGAAGAACUCUUUUUUGAGAGACAAUGAUGAAAAUAUUGCUACUAUACGGCUUGAUGGAAGUUUAUUUUAUACAUCCGAUGAAACUGACAGCAGCAGCAGUAAUAUAAAGCAUGACAAGAAAGAAAAGAAGAAAAAUAAAGCAAACAAAUCUGCCACCAAAUUGCCACUUGUAGAGCAAAACCCGACACCUAGAGUAAUAAAAGAAAGGUCUUAUAAUGAGAAAAUGAAUGUUAUUAAUAAUGCUGCACAAAUACGGUCCAAUAUUCUUAGAGAAUUAAAUAUGUCAGUAUUACGCAAUACUCAUCAACGAGAUGAUACAGUACAAAAGCUUACAAAGCAAGAUACUCAUAAAAUUUUGCAAAAUAUAAAAUCUACACAACUGGUAUAUAAUUCUCCCAGACAGAAAAAAGAAACCAAUGUUAUAAUUGACGAAACUAUAAGUACGGAUGAAAUUCAUCCAGCUAUAUCACCCAAGAAUAAUAGAAAAUCUAUAUCAUCUGAUAACAGUGAUCCUGAUGUUAUUCAUACAAGUAUAAAUGAAGUAAUUUCUGAUUCUAAGCCAGACUUGUCAAGAUUUAACAUGAAAAGUAAAUUAUAUUUACAAAAACAGGUAGAUUUUAGACCUUUGUCUGAAAGAAAGAAAAAACAAAUUGUGGAAUGGCUUAUGACAAAUAUGACUGAUUCUCAAAGUGACAGUACUUUCAGCCAUGUGCCUCCAAGUACCAGAAACAGCAUAGAUUCUGGUAAUAGUAGUUUAGAGAGAUUGGAAAUGAAUUAUGAAACUCCAAAUAACAGAGGAAAAAUCAACACGGUGCAGAUAGAUGAGACGCAAUCUGUAAAUUCAGAAAACGAUUCGUAUUCUCCACAACAUCAAACUCCACAAAACAAACAUGUGAUUCAAAACUCCACAAUUAACAACUCUGAAUUGCAUACUCCAGAUACAGUAAAACAUCUGCCAAAAGCAUACACUGAGAAAAAAAACAUCCAUCCUGCAGAAGUAAAUACACCAAAAAAUAUAGAUAUAAUGGAUUGUGCAGAUAUCUUGGACAAGUUAUAUGGAGCUUCAUGGAGAGACAAAGCUAAUGCAUUAUUACCAGCAACUGAGCCAAGAAAGACAUCUCUUCAAACAAAUAUGGCUGUCCAAACAAAGCGGAAAUUUUUUAGUACCAGAAGACUUAAAGAAUUAGUAACAAAGAAAAAUUAUAUAAAAGACUCUGACUCAGAUAACUCAAUUUCAGAUCAAAGAGACAUCAAAUCAGAUCGAAGAAAACACAUUCAACGUAUUCAACGGAAGUACAAAAAACAUGAUAGUUUUAUUAAUGAUGAAUCAUCAUCAAGUGAUACCGAAAGUGUGUACCAUACUGCAUUGACAAAUCCUAGAACUUCUACCAAUAGCACGGCAUCUAAACCAGUAUCAGCUAUUGUCAAACGAGUUCAGAUAUUAUGCGAUACGGAUGAAGAAGAUGAAGAUAAUACAUUCAAUCGUAAUGAUAAGACUUUGCGCGCAAGAAAAUUAUCAUUUACCGACGACGAGAGUUCUCGAACGAGUGAAUUUGAUCCUGAAGAUUUUGUGCUGCCAAAAAUUACAAGCAAAAAGACUCCCAAGACGCUAUUAUCCAGGGCAAAAGACAAGUCCGAAUUUUCAAAGGAAAAAAAUACAAACUAUAAGAGCUUCUUAGCAUCUUUAUCAAAUACAGUCCCGAUACAUAACGCUCAUCCGGAUGCAAAAAUAUAUAGACUGAAUUACAUAAAUAGCAAAGAGGAAUUGUGUAAAAAAUUAUAUAAACUAUAUAACGAAAAAGUAUUCGACAACAAGCUGCCGAGUGACAUGUUGAUUGAAUGGAAUGCUCGUAUGAGAGGAACUGCCGGGUUUUGUUAUAACAAAAAAGUAGUUCGAAGCAUCAGCGGUAUGACCAAGUCUUCGAGAAUUGUAUUGGCAACAAAGAUUUUAGAUGAACCAGAUAGACUAAGAGAUACUUUAAUUCAUGAAAUGUGUCAUGCUGCAGCUUGGCUGAUAAAUGAUAUUUCUGAUGGACAUGGACCUUAUUGGAUGGCAUGGGCUACGAAAGCAAUGAAGAUAUUUCCCGAGUUACCACCAAUUCGUCGGUGUCAUGAUUACAAAAUUAAAACCAAGUUUACAUAUAGAUGUACUAGUUGCGGCUACAGUAUUGGAAGGCAUUCUAAAUCAUUAGAUACCGAGAAAAGCCGAUGCGGUUACUGUUUUGGAAAGUUUGAAUUGUUAAUCAACAAAAAAACCAAGUCCGGUACUGUACAAAUGCAAAUGCUGAAGAAAGAACCCUCUGGUUUUGCUCUUUAUGUGAAGCAAAAUUACAACUUGGUGAAAAAAGAAAAAAGUAACAUGAAACACGCUGAUGUGAUGAAAAUUUUAGGUCAGCAAUUUUCAGCCAUUAAAAUAGCAAACAAAAAUCAUGUAGCUAUUCCGAAUGAUUCACAAUCAUGUAAAAGUAGUGAGACAGAUAGAUAAAAAAUAUUUAAAAUAUUUAUAUCGUGUGCAUGUGUGUGUG
Molecule: messenger RNA, 3009 nt
Organism: Pseudomyrmex gracilis
Lineage: Eukaryota; Metazoa; Arthropoda; Insecta; Hymenoptera; Formicidae
Gene: Gcna
Exons: 9
Coding region: 249-2969 (906 amino acids)
Cellular component (GO): nucleus
Source: RefSeq, a predicted model, not a curated record